Molecule: messenger RNA, 2986 nt
Organism: Rhinolophus ferrumequinum (greater horseshoe bat)
Lineage: Eukaryota; Metazoa; Chordata; Mammalia; Chiroptera; Rhinolophidae
Gene: SEL1L
Product: SEL1L adaptor subunit of ERAD E3 ubiquitin ligase
Exons: 21
Coding region: 110-2494 (794 amino acids)
Biological process (GO): ERAD pathway
Cellular component (GO): endoplasmic reticulum membrane
Molecular function (GO): protein binding
Source: RefSeq, a predicted model, not a curated record
GGAAGGAGACCAGAGCAGGAAGAGCAGCGGCGAGGCGGCGGCGGCUGAGACGGUGGUGGCAGAGGCGAAAGCGACAGCACCAGGGGGUGGCAGCAGCCCCGAGAGCAGGAUGCGGGUCCGGGUGGGGCUGACACUGCUGCUCUGUUCGGUGCUGCUGGGCUCGGCCUCGACGUCCUCGGAUGAGGAAGGCAGCCAGGAUGAAUCUUUAGAUUCCAAGACUUCCUUGCCAUCAGAUGAGUCAGUAAAGGACCACAGCACAGCAGGAAGAGUAGUCGCUGGUCAGAUAUUUCUUGAUUCAGAAGAAUCAGAAUUGGAAUCACCUAUUCAAGAAGAGGAAGACAGCCUCAGGAGCCAAGAAGAGGAAAGUGCCACAGAAGAAAUCAGCUUUCUAGAGUCUUCAAAUCCAGAAAACAAGGAUUAUGAAGAACCAACGAAAGUCCGCAAACCAGCACUGACCGCCAUUGAAGGCACAGCACAUGGGGAGCCCUGCCACUUCCCUUUUCUUUUCCUGGAUAAGGAAUAUGAUGAAUGUACAUCAGAUGGGAGGGAAGAUGGCCGGCUGUGGUGUGCUACAACCUAUGACUACAAGGCAGAUGAAAAGUGGGGCUUUUGUGAAACUGAAGAAGAGGCUGCUAAACGACGGCAAAUGCAGGAAGCGGAAAUGAUGUACCAGACUGGGAUGAAAAUCCUCAAUGGAAGCAAUAAGAAAAGCCAAAAAAGAGAAGCCUAUCGGUAUCUUCAAAAGGCAGCAAGUAUGAACCAUACGAAGGCCCUGGAGAGAGUGUCAUAUGCUCUUUUGUUUGGUGAUUACCUGACACAGAACAUCCAGGCAGCUAAAGAGAUGUUUGAAAAAUUGACGGAGGAAGGCUCUCCCAAGGGGCAAACUGCUCUUGGCUUUCUCUAUGCCUCUGGACUUGGUGUUAAUUCAAGUCAGGCGAAGGCCCUUGUCUAUUAUACUUUUGGAGCUCUUGGAGGCAACCUAAUAGCCCACAUGGUUUUGGGUUACCGAUACUGGGCUGGCAUCGGCGUCCUCCAGAGCUGUGAAUCUGCACUGACUCAUUAUCGCCUCGUUGCCAAUCAUGUUGCAAGUGAUAUCUCACUGACGGGGGGCUCAGUAGUACAGAGAAUACGGCUGCCUGACGAGGUGGAAAAUCCCGGAAUGAACAGUGGAAUGCUAGAAGAAGAUUUGAUUCAGUAUUACCAGUUCCUAGCUGAAAAGGGUGAUGUACAAGCACAGGUUGGUCUGGGACAGCUACAUCUGCAUGGAGGGCGUGGAGUAGAACAAAAUCAUCAGAGAGCAUUCGACUACUUCAAUUUAGCAGCUAAUGCUGGCAAUUCACAUGCAAUGGCCUUCUUGGGAAAGAUGUAUUCAGAGGGAAGUGAUAUUGUACCCCAGAGUAAUGAGACAGCUCUUCACUACUUUAAGAAAGCUGCUGACAUGGGCAACCCAGUUGGACAGAGUGGGCUUGGAAUGGCUUACCUCUAUGGGAGAGGAGUUCAAGUUAAUUAUGAUCUGGCACUGAAGUAUUUCCAGAAAGCUGCUGAACAAGGCUGGGUGGAUGGGCAGCUGCAGCUUGGCUCUAUGUACUAUAAUGGCAUUGGAGUCAAGAGGGAUUAUAAACAGGCCUUGAAGUAUUUUAAUUUAGCUUCUCAGGGAGGCCAUAUCUUGGCUUUCUAUAACCUAGCACAAAUGCAUGCCAGUGGCACAGGUGUGAUGCGGUCGUGUCACAAUGCAGUGGAGUUGUUUAAGAAUGUAUGUGAACGGGGCCGUUGGUCCGAGAGGCUUAUGACCGCCUAUAACAGCUACAAAGAUGGUGACUACAAUGCCGCAGUGAUCCAGUACCUGCUGCUGGCCGAACAAGGCUACGAAGUGGCACAAAGCAAUGCAGCCUUCAUUCUCGAUCAGAGAGAAGCAACCAUUGUGGGUGAGAAUGAGACUUAUCCCAGAGCUUUGCUGCACUGGAACAGGGCUGCCUCUCAAGGGUAUACUGUGGCUAGAAUUAAGCUUGGCGACUACCAUUUCUAUGGAUUUGGCACCGACGUGGAUUAUGAGACGGCAUUUAUUCACUACCGGCUGGCAUCUGAGCAGCAGCACAGUGCGCAAGCUAUGUUUAACCUGGGAUACAUGCAUGAGAAAGGAUUAGGCAUUAAACAGGAUAUUCACCUUGCCAAACGUUUUUAUGACAUGGCGGCUGAAGCCAGCCCCGAUGCACAAGUACCAGUCUUCCUCGCACUCUGCAAAUUGGGCGUUGUCUACUUCUGGCAGUACAUACGGGAAACAAACAUUCGAGAUAUGUUCACUCAACUUGAUAUGGACCAGCUUUUGGGACCUGAGUGGGACCUUUACCUCAUGACUAUCAUCGCGUUGCUGUUGGGAACAGUUAUAGCGUACAGGCAGAGGCAGCACCAAGACAUGCCUGUUCCCAGGCCUCCAGGGCCCCGGCCAGCACCCCCGCAGCAGGACGGGCCACCAGACCAGCAGCCACCACAGUAACAGCCACCGCGUCCAGCCUUGAUCAGUGACAACCAAGGAAAUUGUUUGCUGAGAACACCUGCCUUUGAUUUGGGACUUUGGAUCGGUGGCCACCUCCUGGAAGAGGCACGAGGAAGCAUUGAAUUCCUAAAGCUGCUUAGAAUAUGAUGCCUUUCUUUUCAGGGAUAAGUAACUCUUACCUGAACUCAGUUUGAAUGUUUGUUUCCGUGCCGUUUGGAAUAACAAUUCUCAGUGGCUUUCCUUUGUUUUUUUCUUCCUGGAAACAUGUGUGAGACACUCAAAGUAAUGUCUGCUGUAUCCAGCUAUCUUUCUUGGGUCCUUUUGGUCAUUCUCUCCAUGUGCAUAAGUUCUUCUCUCAACCAUCUUUAAGGUCUGGUGCAUUGACACUAAAAACUGAUCUGUGUAAAAAGGAAAACCCAGUCAGUUGCAAGUUUAACCUUAAUUUGUCUAAAAAUUUGAAAAUAGAACUUACCUUUUAAGUUAAAAAAAAAA